Messenger RNA from Aspergillus sclerotioniger CBS 115572, 1190 nucleotides. Its product is annotated as S-formylglutathione hydrolase. The record is from RefSeq and is a predicted model, not a curated record. The transcript has 4 exons. Gene Ontology annotation, molecular function: S-formylglutathione hydrolase activity. The coding region runs from base 118 to 981 and encodes 287 amino acids. Gene Ontology annotation, cellular component: cytosol. NCBI's taxonomy places the organism in Eukaryota, Fungi, Ascomycota, Eurotiomycetes, Eurotiales, Aspergillaceae. Gene Ontology annotation, biological process: formaldehyde catabolic process.
CCUCAUCGCUAAUCCAUGUUUAUAUGCCCCUCUCACUCACUCUAUCUCUCUCUCUCUCUCUCUCUCUCUUUCUCUUCCAUCUAACCUCGCUUCCACCCUACCCAUCCCCCAUCCACCAUGUCUGUCACCACCAAGGCCACCAUCGCCUCAUUCGGCGGCAAGCUUCUCAAGCUUAGCCAUGCCGCGACCACCACCAAAUGCGAAAUGUCCUUCAACCUCUACCUGCCCCCACAGGCCUUCCAGACCCCGUCCCAGAAGAUCCCCGUCCUGGUCUAUCUGUCCGGGUUGACCUGCACGGCCGACAACUGUUCCGAGAAGGGCUUUUUCCAACACGGCGCGAGCAAGAAGGGCAUUGCUGUGCUGUAUCCGGAUACCAGUCCGCGCGGUCUCAACAUUCCCGGAGAAGCCGACGCCUGGGACUUCGGCACAGGAGCAGGCUUCUACGUCGACGCCACCAACGCCCCCUACGACAACGGCUAUAACAUGUACUCUUAUGUUAUGGAGGAACUCCCACAAACGGUGUUUGCCGCUUUCCCUCAGCUGGAUUCCUCCCGUGUUAGUAUCACGGGCCAUAGUAUGGGUGGACAUGGAGCUUUGACUUUGUUCCUCCGCAACCCCGGCAAAUACAAAUCCGUGUCUGCGUUCGCGCCCAUCUCGAACCCGAUUAACUGUCCGUGGGGCCAGAAGGCAUUUACGGGGUACUUUGGGGCGGAGCAGACGGAGAAGUGGAAGGAGCAUGAUGCGACGGAGUUGGUGAAGAAGUGGAAGGGGAGGUUGGAUGUGUUGAUUGAUGUGGGCACUGGCGACAACUUCUACAAGCAAGGCCAACUUCUUCCCGAGAACUUCGAGAAAGCUGCCAAGGAGGCGGGCGUAGAGGGCGUGACGGUUCGGUAUCAGCCCGAUUAUGAUCACAGUUAUUUUACGAUGGCUACGUUCUCGGAUGACCAUGUUGAACAUGCGGCCAAGUUUUUGUUUGCUUAGUGGGUUUUUCUUCUCCUAAUUUUUAUCUUUCUGAUGUGACUUGAUGGUCUAUGUCUUGUAUGAAAAGAAACUUGAGGGUUCGUGGGAUGGUUCUGAUUGUGUGAAGCGAUCGGCAGGUGAGAGCCUUGAUAUAGGUUUCUUGAUCUAUAAGGGGAAGAUGAUGCAUAUAUGAUAUGAAAUAAAAUAAGAUGAAUGAGAUUGACAUAACU